AUUGCUAUCAUUGUCUUUAAUUAGCUCAGUCGAAUUGGAGUGUGUUGGGCUCCUUUUCGUCUUCUCCCUCGAAAUCCAUUCCAGCUUGAGGUUCCCUAGGGCAUCUCUCCCUCGUCAAAUCUCAAUCCCCACUUGAUUCUUCACCUUCCGGUGUUUAGAUGAAGAGGCUAAUAACUGAAACCGGAUAAAGCAGACUAAAAUUUCCCAGGGCAUCAAGCAAAGGAUUUUGCUAUUUUCUUUUCUUUUCUUUCUUUGUUGAGAGAAGAAGGAUGUCGGGCAGUCGAAAUACCCAUUGGUGUCACAGAUGCCAGCGAGCUGUUCGGCUUCACGGCCGGGAGCCUGUCUGUUCCUAUUGCGGAGGAGGAUUUGUUGAAGAGCUUGAGGAUAUGGUGCCAUCAGCCAGCCCCUUGGGCAUGUUUAGACCAUACAGGGAAGUAGAGCGCGAUCCGACAUUUGAUCUCAUGGAUGCUUUCUCAGCCCUUAUGAGGAAUCGCUUAGCUGAAAGGAACUAUGACCGAGAAAUCAGAGGAAGGUUCCGCUCAGGUGGUGAAAACUUCCCAAGUCUUGCUCCUUUGUUGAUUUUCGGUGGCCAAGUCCCCUUAAGAUUGGCUGGAGGAGAUAAUUCACUCGAGGCCUUCUUCAACGGUUCACCUGGCAUUGGCAUCACACGUGGGAACACGGGCGAUUACUUUUUUGGGCCGGGUCUCGAAGAACUAUUUGAGCAGCUAUCGGUUGGCGCUCGUCGAGGGCCUCCACCUGCACCAAGAUCAGCAAUAGAUGCAAUGCCGACCGUCAAGAUUACACAAAGGCAUAUCCGGUCCGACCCCAACUGCCCUGUGUGCAAAGACGAGUUUGAGAUCGGAUCAGAAGCAAGGCAGAUGCCAUGCAACCAUAUCUAUCACCCGGACUGCAUUAUCCCAUGGCUGGUUCAGCAUAACUCAUGCCCGGUAUGUCGCCAAGAAUUGCCGCAGAGAGUACUGCCAUCGAGUACACAGAGCUCACAAAACAGAACCACGAGAAGGGAGAGUAGCAAUGGGCGAAGGAACCCUUUCUCGAACUUCUGGCCAUUCAGAUCUUCGGGCUCAAGCUCCGUCCACAACAGGGGAGAUGAAAGCAGCUCAUCGGCCGUGGAUGAGAGCCAUUACCAUCACCAACAGCAUCAAAAUCCGCAGGCGGGUUACUACAGUGGAUGGCCCUUCGAUUACUAAGGAGGUGAGCUUUUUGUUUUUAUAAAAAAGAAGCUUCCUUUGUUGCCAUAUAAACUCUGGUUUGCAUCAUGUUAUGGUUGGCUCUGCAUUAUCAAAUCUCAGAAAAAUGGUUAUGGGUCUGUCUUGAAAAGGCUUGUGAUUCCAAGGGUACAUUCUGUCAUGUCUCUCUUUCCUCUGCUUUUGUCUGCACAAAUAACGGGAAACUAAAAAAAAACUGUCCUUUGUUGUGUCCUCUAA
Tarenaya hassleriana is the source of this 1445-nucleotide messenger RNA. Its product is annotated as probable E3 ubiquitin-protein ligase RHC1A. Gene Ontology annotation, biological process: protein ubiquitination. NCBI's taxonomy places the organism in Eukaryota, Viridiplantae, Streptophyta, Magnoliopsida, Brassicales, Cleomaceae. Gene Ontology annotation, cellular component: cytoplasm. Bases 270 to 1208 code for a protein of 312 amino acids. Gene Ontology annotation, molecular function: ubiquitin protein ligase activity. The record is from RefSeq and is a predicted model, not a curated record. The transcript is spliced from 2 exons.